AUGACAUCUCAACCGCUCAACUUGAAGUCACAGCCUAUAACAGUGUGUGUUACCUUACUUACCAUAUCGACUUCACCUGACAUUAAGGCAAAAUUUCAAAGUGACACAAGUCUGGUCCUAAGCUGUAAUUAUUCAAAGGAACCUGGAGAAGCAAUUUCAGAUAGGGAAAUUAAAUGGCAAAAGAAAAUAGGAAAUAAUUUCGUGGAUCUAGCGGUUUUUUCCCCUCCUGGCGGAAAAGAACCAUUUAUUCCUCUGAACAGGACUUCAGCCCUUGCAAAUAGAACGAAACUUAUCGCACCAAAUGUAUCCUCCAGUGCUACAAUGAUAAUAAAAGAAGUUGUCUGCAGUGAUGAGGGAUUGUACCAAUGCUGGAUAGAGUACUUUGUUAAUUACGAAGAGAAACAGAUGAAAAGCGUAACUUCGGUUACUUUUGAAGCUGAAGCAAAGAAACCAACACAUUUUGUCUUUAAUGGACAGAAUCAAUUAGAGGAGAAUCAAUCAAUACAAUUAAAUUGUGCUGCUGAUGUUGGAAAUCCAACAGGAAGCAUUAAAAUUUGGAAAAUUCCUGAGAAAACAAAUAUUCCAGAAAUCGUGUAUACCUCAAACUUUACAAACAAUAAGACAAAGAAAUGCACUACUUUUCUUGACGUAAGCAUAGAAUACAAAGUUUCACGAAAUGACAAUGGUUCAAAAUUCCUUUGUUCAUCACAAAAUAAUCUUACACAGGAUCCAGGGCCAAAGAGAUACUUGCAGAAAAUAUCGGUGCUUUAUGGACCGGGGACACCAAUAAUUAAACGUUCACCAUUCGAAACAAUAUACUAUGCUGGUGAUGAUCUAAAAUUGGAAUGUUUUUCUGACAGUAAUCCGCCCCCGCUAUAUAACUGGGCUUUUCAAUCUACCAACAAUAGUGAAGAAAUAUACUUCAUAAGUAACAGUCGGCUAACUUCAUCACCAAAUGUAAAUCUCAAUAAAAGUGUACAUAAACAUCCUAUAAAAUUAACCAAUAUGGACCAGACACUCCAGUCAUUGAACUGUCAAUGUAUAAUGUUGGAGACGAUCUAA
This is a messenger RNA of Saccostrea echinata, 1062 nucleotides long. RefSeq names its product carcinoembryonic antigen-related cell adhesion molecule 8-like. Lineage: Eukaryota; Metazoa; Mollusca; Bivalvia; Ostreida; Ostreidae. The coding region runs from base 1 to 1062 and encodes 353 amino acids. The transcript is spliced from 6 exons. The record is from RefSeq and is a predicted model, not a curated record.